AGGUGAGCUGUUAGCCUCGAUUCAAGGCCGAUUAGGCUAGUGAGCUGUUUGCAAGUUGGCCCUUGUUAUAGACAAGACAACAACAGAGCUAUAUACAGAUUGCCCCCCCCCCCUUUAAAAUGGGCGUUGAUGUUGAGUUGUGGAGAGCUCGUAUUGGGUUAUUCAAUGGUGGAAGAGGAGGGCGGUCACGUCAUGCUUCCCUGACUAACCAGAUGCUACACUGUGAUGUUAUUAAUAUUGUAGUCGCAAUGGUGUUGCUGACCCAGUAUUGCAGCUUGAGUCUGUUCCUGGCUGAAGAUGCUACCAGCAAUUGUGAAAAGUCUGUGAUCAAAUCAUUACUAAAUACACGUCAUGAUCCAAUUAGGAACAGAGCUCCUUCUUGUAACUGUUGCUAUGAAGAUAUGGUUCCUGAAAGGAAAGAAGAAUUCACACCUCAUCACUCAUCAAAUACUUGUUUUAGCCGCACCAUUACUGUGAUCUUGAUAGGAGUAAUAGUUGUCUACUCCUUCUCUCUUCUCCUGUUAUUGGCCGGAGAUGUGGAGCUAAACCCUGGACCUGGAAUGGAUACCGUUGUGUCUAUCUCUGACUUAUUUGAGGUAUGUGAGAAGGUGAGGAGUGCUAGUCCAAAGUGGUUUGAUUUGGGACUUGCGUUGAAUUUGAGCUAUACUGACUUAGCCAAUUUUCGUGAUACGUACCGUGGUGACAAUGAUGUGUGUUUACGUGAGGCCCUAGCUCGUCGACUGCAGUCAGGUGGUCCUCUAACUUGGAGAGGUAUGUGUACUGCUCUCAGGAACUCUACAGUGGCAAGAAAUGAUGUAGCUGAAGCGAUAGAGGAAUAUGUUGAAAAGAAAAACAGAGAAGAACUUAAGAUAACUCAAAGCACCCAAGAAAACGAUUCGUCAGACAGUACUACCAGUCAACUACUUUGCAAAAAAUUUAAUACGUCUCUAUCCAUAGAAAAGUUAGAAGUAGAUUCGAUGAAGAUGGAAAUGAAGUUUGGCGAUCUUGUGUCACAACUAAACCAAUCACAUGAAAUUACUAAAGACUCUUUAGUAACUUGUUUGGUGGGGAUUAACUGUUUAAAGAAAGUAUUUGAUAAAGGAAAUCCGUGUGUUUUCGGAGGUCAAAGAGAGAAACUUUCGAAAUGUUCUAAUACUGCGGAAGUUUGGCAAAUUAUUGCUGACUACUUCUCCUUCUUUGACUAUUAUAUGGUGGAGCUGAUUACUAACCGCCUUGGAACAGAUAUCGACAAAGAAAACAUGAGACAGUACAAAACCGAUUUUAUUGAGUAUGCUAAGAGGCGAGUAGUGAAAGGAGAGAUUAGGUCAAACUCUAGAGAAGAUACCGUCACUAUGAUUGUAAAGCUCGAUUCUACCUACGACAAUUGUGAAAUGAGUCGACUGAAGUUAUUCGAAUCGAAUUUAAGUUCAAUCUUGAACCUGAAUGAUGGUGUUUUAAAACUCGUUAAAAUUGAUGAUGGUUGUAUCGAACUAAUAUUUUCGUUGCCGUAUUUUAUCACAAGUGACAUCUUUCCACUGUCAACGGAUCAAGAACGUGCUCUACAGAGUCAAGGGGUCUUACAGCUACACUGUAGGGAUGUGCAUUAUCCAGCUGAGAGUCAACCAGAUGAAGGAGAUAAUACCUCUGAUAAUGAUUCAAUGCAGGGGGUGGCUAGUUUUCCAGCGGCUUCUGUUCAGGGGAUCGACACAGCCGGGCUAAGUGUAACAAGAGCUGUCAGCAGUAAUCGUGAAGGGAAGCCACAUAUGAAGUCAAGGCCUUUGCUAAAGGAUCUGGUGAAGGAACUUGAUUCUGUUUUAACCUGGCAACUGCUCAUGAUAAAUUUGGGAGUGAAGAAGUAUGAAAAUGAUAAGAUAGAAAUUAACUUCCCGUGCGAUAUUGAUCGACAAAAACAGGAGGCCUUUGACAAGUGGUUGAGGAUGAAACCUGAUGCUUGCUGGAAGAAUGUCAUUGAUGCUCUGUAUGAAAUAGAGGAGAUCACUCUAGCUAGUAGUCUUGCUAGGAAGUACGCCUGGGAAGAUCCAAGGGUAUACGUAAGCAGCAACUACUUAAGUACCUCUAAGGCUGCUCGCAUCACUGCCAGGAAAAUUGGUGAUAUAUCAUGUCGAAGAUUUCUUCCUAAACUUGCUCAUGGACUAGAUUACUACACUUUAGAAGAUGCUUUAGUACGACCAAUAAAUAGAAGAUCAGCAGCAAUAAGGACAACUUAUUUUUCAGGUCUUUUACUCCGUCCACAAUCCCGUUUUGACUGUUACAGUCUGGUCGAUUUUUUUAGGAGCAUUGAAGAAAAUAUCAGUAAAAGCGACUUCAGAGUUGGGCUGGAAGCAAGGUUUGGACAAUUGUACUUGAAACUGAAUCCAGAAAAUGUACUUCCUGCUAACUCAACUAGCCAAGAGUGGAUGAGAUCCAAGUCACUUCGAAAAGCAGCAUUCAACACCCAAGUGGAAGAAGCUGAUGUUGGGAAACUGUUUGUUGGGAGGGAGCAGCUCGGGAAAGAGGUCACUAAAAUAUCUGUGAAAUUCGAAGUGGAGGGUCAACAUGAAGGGAGAUACUCGGCAGUCAUUGAUACGAAUGGUGAUGGUGACAUGUUUUACCUGGAUGCUGUGUACAGAGAACCAGCCAUUGCGAAGAGAGCAAGAUUAAGCAUUGCUCUACCAGGAUACAAGUAUGACUUGAGGAUAUCUGAUUGUACUGAAUGCAUCUUGCUAGCUGAACAUGAGAACAGUAUACCUUAUCAGAUGGCCGAAACUAUUACUAGGUCUUUGUGCAGACUUCCCGCUAGAAAGCUUCGUAUUAUUCUCCAUGGAUUAUCUCGAAACAAGCAGAGUAUUUGGAAAGUAAACUACAUUCGACAGCGUAUUCAAAAGCAGUACAAAUGGAAACCAGAGAAAAAGUGGAUUUUGGCCCAGUACGAUGUUGAUGUCUUUGACUAUAAAACAAAUCGCACUGUGGAAGUGCACCCACUGAAUGAAGGAGUGGACAUUACCGAAGUGGACUACUCUAGAAAAGAAGUCAAGCUUUGGGGUCAAAAGAUAUUCCCAAGUAAUGUCAGUGACACCCACCCCUCACGAGACAAGUACUACUACAUGGAGGGGAUUGAGGGAGUGCGACUGCCUGGGGGGAAACUCAGGGAGCCGUACAAUUGGACCACUGAGGAACUGUUGAGAGAUUUUGAGGAGUUUCUGGGAGAUGCAUUCAAGAUUGCUCACAUCCUUGAUGGAUCACCUUACUAAACUAAAGCGUAUCAAUUAUACAUUGUAGUUUUUACCAUAAUUUAAGCUGUGGUAUUAUACAACUAGUCAAAGAUUUACUUCACUGCCACUGCAUGCAUGUACUUCGUUCAUCUGUGCACAUUGUUGAUCGAGAGGCAUAUCUUUUUAAUUGCCUA
Halichondria panicea is the source of this 3406-nucleotide messenger RNA. RefSeq lists its product as uncharacterized. Gene Ontology annotation, biological process: signal transduction. NCBI's taxonomy places the organism in Eukaryota, Metazoa, Porifera, Demospongiae, Suberitida, Halichondriidae. Bases 120 to 3251 code for a protein of 1043 amino acids. Gene Ontology annotation, molecular function: protein binding. The record is from RefSeq and is a predicted model, not a curated record. The transcript has 17 exons.